This is a messenger RNA of Passer montanus (Eurasian tree sparrow), 7004 nucleotides long. It is a transcript of the gene CEP250, whose product is annotated as centrosomal protein 250. The transcript has 27 exons. NCBI's taxonomy places the organism in Eukaryota, Metazoa, Chordata, Aves, Passeriformes, Passeridae. The record is from RefSeq and is a predicted model, not a curated record. Bases 8 to 6532 code for a protein of 2174 amino acids.
GGCGGCCAUGGCGGGCAGCUCGAGCCACAGGGAGCUCAGCCCGGCCUCGCUGCGGCGGCGGCUGCGGAGCGCGGAGGAGGCGCAGCAGCGGCAGGCGGGGCUGGUGCGGCAGCUGCAGGACGAGGUACUGCAAUACCAGACCUGGUGUCAAGAGUUGGAGCAGCAAGUGAAAGCUGCAGGGGGAUCCCUUCCAGGCAGGUGGGAGGCCACAGCAGACCACAGCCUGGAGAAAGCACUGCUUCAGGUGGAAGAGGAGCAGCAAAGGUGUGAGAAUCUGGCAGAAGUGAACACUCUCCUGCGGGAGCACCUCAAUAAAGCCAGUGAGGUUAAUUCUGCCCUCAAAGAAGAUGUUGGAAAACUGACGGUGGAUUGGAUGAGGGCCCGGGAGGAGCUGGAGUUGAAGGAGAGUGAAUGGCGCACUAAACAGGAGCUUUAUGACAGCUACUUAAGGGGGGAGCAUAGCCGUCUGCUCAGCCUGUGGCGGCAGGUGGUGACCUUCCGCCGCCACUUCCUGGAAAUGAAGACUGCCACGGACCGAGAUUUGUCAGAGCUGAAGGCAGAGCAAAUGAGGCUUUCUGGAUCUAUUAUUGUGAACUGCUCUCGCCUGAACUCCUGUGUGCACCUCAGGGAGUCCAUCCCUGUGGGUAAACCUGCUCUGAAGGAUCAGGCAGAGCAGCAAGUGGAACCAAAAAUAAACCAGACAGCUCAGGAAGUGAUAGCCUUACAAGUCAGGUGUGACAUGGAGAAGAAAGAGCUUCAGGACAGGGUGAUGGAGCUCUCAGCCUUGCUUGUGCAGUCUCAGAAGCAGAACGAGGAGAAGGAGAAGACCAUGAAAACACUUAACGACACAGUGGAGAUUCUAGAAUCAAGUUGGAUAGAGAAAGAAUUUGCAGCUUCAUUGAGUAACAGUGCCAAAGAAGAGAAUCUUUUCCUUCAAAAGCUCAUAAAAAAUAUCACUGAGAUGGUGCUAGACGACAGUGACAGCAUGGUCAGCAUUAUCUGCACUGGCAGUUCCCAGCAUGCAAACUCUGGGGACAUCUUCUCAGCUCCGAGAUCUGUUGAUGCAGGGCAUGCCUUUGGACUGGUUCUGGAAGCACUGGCAAGGAUGCGAGGGGCAGCACGGGCCCUGAGAGAAGAACUUUCUGCUAGGCAGGACUCAAACAAAUUCCUGCUGCAGCAACAGAGACAUCAGGAAGAGAAGUGCAGGGAGGUGCAGCAAAGGCUUGAGCAACUGGAGGAGAAAUGCAAGAAGUCCAGCAGCCACCAACAGCACCUUCAGUCUUUAGUAGAAACACUCAGAAGUGACUGUGCAAACCUCGAGAAAACUAGGAAAGAGCUACAGGAGCAGCUUGGAUUAAGGGAGCAAGAAGCCUCAUGUCUGCGUCAGAGUAACGCUGAGCUGCAGAUGAAGGAAGAGUCAGCCCAGGCAGAAAAGGCAGAGCAACAGGACAGGAUGGAGAGAGCAUGCCGUGAGCAGGAGCUCCUAGUGAAGGACUUGGCUGCACUUGAGGAAAAACACUCAUUACUGCAGAGCGAGUUGGUAGUCAAGAGACAGACACUGGAGAAAUUGCAGCUUCAGAAGGAUCUGCUGGAGCAAGAGAAGGAUGAGUUUGCCAUGGCUCUGGAGAAGGCACAGCGGUCAGUGGCAGAGCUGACAGGGGCUCAGAACAAGCUGAAUGCUGAAAGAGCUGAUCUGCAGGCUGCAGCAGAAAAGAUGAGCAGCAUCAAUGAAAGUCUUGCAUUGGACAAAGUGCAGCUGAACAAAUAUGUAUGGCAGCUGGAGCAAGAGAAGGAAGUUUUGUCUGCUAAAGUGGAUGAGAUGGAGAGAGAAAAGAUCUGUGAGCAGGAGAAGCUGAACUUCUUUGAAAGAGCAAACAAAGAGCUCUGUGCAGAGAAAGCCCGGCUAGAGCAGCUGCUGAAGGAAGCAGAGGAGCAACGGGAGGAGCUGUGGCUGGAGCUUAGUACACUGGGAGAGGAGAAAGCAGAAACCCAGGAGAAAUUCCAUCAGGUUUCCCAGGAGCAAGAAUCGUUGAGCAGGGCUCUGGAGCAGCUGCGCCAGGAAUCCUCUGACCAAGGGCAUGAACUGGCCCAGGCAUGCAGAGAGAAGGAGCUGCUGGGCCGGGAGAAGGCUGCCCUUGAGGGCCGACUGGCAGCCACAGAGCGCCACCAACAAGACCUUUCCAGGCAGCUGGCAGAAACCAGGUCAGCAAAGGAGAGCCUGGAAUCCAGGCUGUUUGCUGCUCAGCAGCAGAUAUCUCAGCUGGAGAUCUCCAGGAACCAUCUGGAGGCUCAAGUGUUCAUAGUCACACAGGCCAAGGAGGUGAUAGAAGGAGAAGUGAAAUGCCUGCAAGGUGAGCUGGAAGCAGAGAGAGCUCUCAGGAAGCAGGAGCAGGAAGACACAGCUCAACAGCUCCUGCAGGCACAGCAGCAGCAUCACGAAAGCCUCAGGCUUCAGGGAACUGCUCAGCAAGUGGAAAUAAAGAAGCUCCUGGAAGACCUGGCUUUUAAGCCUUCAGAGAGAGUUUUUCUGAAGUCAAAGCCCCCACUGCCUGAGUUUCCCAAGAAGGAUGUUGUGAGAGACCAUGUCAAAAGCCUGACUGAAGUCAAGGUGAACAAUAUCCACUGCUCUACCUUUGUCCACCCAGGAGCAGCCCUGUCCCUGAGGCUCUGUGCAUCCAUCUUCCAGAUCCGGGCCCUGCAGGACGCAGUGCUGCAGAUGGAGGCUUCCCAGGCAACUCGAGAGAAGCAGCUGCUGAAGGAGCUGGAGGAGUCUCGAGCAGGAGAACGCUGCUUGAGGGACUCUGUGCAUGUGCUGGAGGCUGAGGUGUCUGAGCUGCGUGUGAAGCUCCAGAGCUCUGAGAACAGAGCAGAGGCCUUGGCCACACAGUGUCAGGAGGCCAGUGGUGCCCACCAGGAAACUCAAUCCCAGCUGGACAAACUGCUCUUGGUUCUCCACCACAUGAUCAGGGACAGCAGAGAGCUGGUCACUUGGAGCUCAGAAGAGGGUCAUGUCAUGGGCCUAAUUGCUCCUCAGGCUGGGGAUGUCCCCACAGAGCUUACAGUGGACAGAGUGGCAGCAGCACUGCAAGACCUGCAGCAGCACUUGGAGCAUUCCCAGAAAGAUCUGAAUGAUGCAAGGAAGAAGAUACAGACCUUGGAGCUGGAGCUGGGCACAGCACAGGAUCAGAUGGAAAAUCUCAGAGCCAGCAAUCAGGAGCUGCAGAUACAGCUGGAAGAAAGUCAGGCAGCAAUGUUGAGGGCAGAACACCAGAAGACCUCUCUGGAAACUGCCUUGAAGGAAGAGGCCAUUGCCCUGAAGGAAGAGGCUGUGACUCUUCAUCAGGAGGUGGAAUCUCUACAGAGGAAACUGGAAAACCUGGAGAAGGAAAGGAAGGAUGUGCUGCCAAGUGCUGAUCCACACCAGCUGCAGGCAGAUAAAGAAAAACUAGAGCAUGAAAUAAAACUUCUGGAGGAAUCAGUCACAGUCUCUGAAAUGCAAGCAAAUACAGCAAUAGACAAGAAUCAUUCCCUUGAACAAGAACUCCAAACUGCUCUGUCCAUGUUAAAAAUUAAAAAUGAGGAAGUGCAAAACCAGGGGAAGAAAAUGGAGAUUCUUCAGAAAGAGGCAGCAGAGACCAAAGCUUUGCAGGAGCAGCUCACUCGUGUGACUGCCAUCCUGUCAGAGAGGGAGGGAGAAAUGAAGUUGUACCAAGAGCAGAUGAGAAUGUUGGAAAAGCAGAAAGAAAUGCAUAAAACUGCUCUUAAUCAGGUUAUUAAGGACAUAACAGAGAAAGAACAGAAGACAGAAUCCCAGCAGGAACAGAUACAGGAGCUGGAGAAGCAGCAAGAAAAGCAAAGGAUCGUUUUUAACAAAAUGAGCCAAGAGCUGGAAGAGAAGGACCACGAGAUCAGAUCCCAGCAAGAACUGAUAAGGGAGCUGGAGAAGCAGUUAGAAUUGCAGAACUCUACUGUCAGCAGGGUGAGCAAAGAGCUGGAGGAGAGACACCUGGAGAUCAAAUUCCAGGAGGAAAAAAUAAUGAUUCUAGAACAGCAUGGUGCAGUACAAGUCAGAAAUCUGCUUGUGGAUCUUGAUGAUAUGAAAGGGAACCUGAAGGAGAAAAGGUUGGAGCUUCUUUCUCUGACUCAGCAGAUUCAAGAACUGGAAAAGGAGAGAGAAGAUGUGAAAUCUCUAAAUGCUAGCCUUGAACACCUGAAAACUGUUCUUAAGGACAGAGAGAGUGAGUGUGACGCUCAAAGGGAAGAGUUAAGGCUCUUGCAGCAGCACAAGGAACAGCAAGAUAGGCAUCUGCAAGAGCUUCUUGGUAAAGUAGAAAUCAUGACACUUUCUUUAUCUAAAAAAGAUCAAGAGCUUGAGUCGCAACAAAAGCAAAUGCAGGAAGUUGAAGAAGUCAUGGAAAUGCAGUUAAAAACUACUCGUGACCAACUGGAGCAAACCUUAGCAACCUUAAAAGAAAAAGACAGACUUAUGGACAUCCAAAAGCAACAAACAAGGAGCUAUGAGGAAAAAAAAGAGGAACAGAUUAAUGUCUUGCACAGAGACUUAGAAUACUCUAGGACAGUAUUGAAAGAAAAAGAUUUAAUGAUUGAAUCUCAGAAGGAACUGAUUGAGACCUUCCAAAAACAAAAGCAAGACUCUGAACAGCAGAAGCAAAUUCUGCAGUGUCUUCAAAUGGAACUAAAGGAAAAAGAGGAGGAAAUUUUUUCCCUUAGAAAGCAAUGUGAGGCAUUUAAGGAAAAAGAGGAAAAGCAUGAAGCUGAGCAAAGAAAUUUCCAUGCAACAACACUGACUCUGAAAGAAAAAGAAGACAAGAUUUGUGUUCUGGAGGAUGCCAUCACAAAGUUUCAACAGCAGAAGGAAGAAACAGCAGUACAGACUAAAGCCAUACUGCAGAAACUAGAACAUGCUGAAUCUUCGCUUGAAGCUAGAGAUCAAGAGAUAGUGUCUUUGCAAGAGCAUGUCCAGGACCUUCGAGAGCAGAAGGAGGUGGCAGGCAAGCAGGUCAGAAGUCUAGAGCAGGAUCUAGACAAAGCAAACCAGAUUUUGAAUAAGAACCAUCUGGAGUUCCUCAAGCAGACAGAGCAAAUGAACACGUUCCAGCUUCGUGAAGAAAGCAUGAAAGUAGCACUAACAUCAUGCCAGAAGCAAGUGACUCUACUUGAGGAAGUGGUGAGGAAGAAAGAUGAGGACAAUGACGCUCUUAGGCAAAAACUCCAGCAUGCAGAAGAAGAACUGAAGACUUUGCAGAAUCUCCAGCUUAGGCUAACUGAGAAGAAUGAAGAGGUUAGACAUGAUGGAGAGCAAGAGUUCCUGAAAGAAGCUUUCCCUGAGAGAGAAGGAGAGAUCAAGGCUCAAAGUGAGCGAAAGCAGUUAGAAGUGGAAAUAAGAGCUCUUCAGGAAAAUCUCCAGCAUGUUCAGCAGACUCUGACAAAGAAGGAUAAAGAGAUCAAGUACCAGACAGACAGAGUCAAGUAUUUAAAGAAGACUCUGAUAGAGAGAGAACAAGAGCUUAGGAGGCAGAGUGAACUCCUGAAAGAAUUAACAUUGGCUUUGCGAUGGAAAGAUGAAGGGGAAACCCUAAAGAUACAAAUCCAAAAACUCCAAAAAUGGGAGGAAGAGGAAGUAGAGAAAAUUCUCCAGGAGAGAGACCACCUCUUGCAAAGGCAGAAGAAAAUUACCCAACAGUUAGAAGCUGAGAGGGAAGCCAAUGGUGAAGAGUUGGAGUGUGUGGCUGCUGCUUUGAAGCAGAGAGAAAGCAGAGAACGUGAAUGGAGAGAGAAUGCUCAAGUCCUGAGUGCUGCACUGAGCAAGAGUGAAAUGGCCAAUGGGAAUCUGAAGAAAGAAAUAACCAUCCUGCAGAGAAUGAUUUCAGAGAGAGACACAGACAGAUUUCAUCAACAGCAGGCUGUUGCUGAAGGGGAGCAGCUGUCAUGGCUGUCAGAGAAGAGACUCAUGUUGCAGAGCCUGGAAUGUUUGCAGCGAGCAGUUGCAAAGCUGGAAGAUGAAAAGGUGGAGCUCAGGCAACAAAACACUGAACUCAGGAGGACUCUCGAGCAGGUGGAACAUGAACGGAGGAGACUGAAGAGAUGUUUUAGGGGUCGGUUACUCCCAGAUGCCUCUGGAAUUUCUCUCUCCGAGUCUGACCAGUGCAAGUUGCCUGCUUCCAGACAGGAGGAGUCUCAUGCUCACUGCAGUCAGCGCUUAGCUGAGUUACAGAACCAGGUGUCCCUGCUGCAGUCACAGCUGGCCCAAGACCGAGAGCACCGGCAGAAUUACAUUGAGAGCUGUGCAAGGACCAGCCAGGAGCUGUCAAACCUUCACCAGGAGCUGUCCUGCUCCUUUGCAGCUGUGCUCAAGGAGCCCAAAGCUGCUGUUCUGGAAGAAGAGACUCGGAAGCUGGAUCGGUCUCUGAACCUUAACUCGGCACUGACAUCCCUGAGCCAUCAGUCUCUGGAGAGACAGCCUGAGCAUCCAAGAGCCAGACCUGCCAGAAGCAAUGAUGACCUGAGGUAACAGCACCUCUGGUCUCCAUUUGAAUGGAAUAAUUUCUCCUAAGACAAAGAGCUCAUGGAUGUGAGAAAUGGGAUCAGCUCCUCAGGGCAGGGCUACUCCCUGCCUUAAACAUCUGUUGGUCUCACAUUCAUCUGGUGUCAAACCUCACCUUAUGUUGAGGAUUAGGAUCUAUGAAACGUUUUUUCAAUGAAGUAGAUGAUUUUUGGAACCAAAAUGUGAAUAUGUGAGAACAACAACAUAGGUAAGGAGAGAGAAUGAUGUAUGGAGAAUGAAGCCCUAACACAAAAUGAAUAAUCCUUGAACAGUAAGACUUGUGGGUGACAUCUGUCCGAGGACAGCUACUUAAAAUAAAAGGACACAAAGAGUGCGCUACAAAGAAUUAAAGGAACAUAACAGUUUGUGUUGUUUGCAUUUGCAAGCAUCUCCUAGGGACAGGCAUUUUAAUUUUAAUAAAACGUUUUUCAGAAGAAAA